This is a messenger RNA of Macrosteles quadrilineatus (aster leafhopper), 2464 nucleotides long. Its product is annotated as dihydroorotate dehydrogenase (quinone), mitochondrial-like. Gene Ontology annotation, cellular component: cytoplasm; mitochondrial inner membrane. NCBI's taxonomy places the organism in Eukaryota, Metazoa, Arthropoda, Insecta, Hemiptera, Cicadellidae. Bases 86 to 1270 code for a protein of 394 amino acids. Gene Ontology annotation, biological process: 'de novo' pyrimidine nucleobase biosynthetic process; pyrimidine ribonucleotide biosynthetic process. The transcript is spliced from 9 exons. The record is from RefSeq and is a predicted model, not a curated record. Gene Ontology annotation, molecular function: dihydroorotate dehydrogenase activity.
UUACAUAAAUCCGUCACAAAGAUUUGAAUUUGAGGUUAUGACAAUUUUACUUAUAUAUUAGUUACGUGUCAUUGUGGGUGAAAGAAUGGGAACAGCCUCUACUACAAAACAGCUACUUAAAAAGCUGACGUCUUGCGUCUACGUUUUCUCCGGGGGAAUCGGUCUGUUUUCUGCUUACAACAUAUACAAUGAAAAUGAGAAGUUUUACGAGGCGAUUGUAUUACCAGCGGUUCACAAGCUCAAUCCAGAGACAGCUCAUAAUCUGGGAGUGAUCACGUCAAAAUACAAAUUACUUCCAAAGACGAAAUAUGUGGACGGAAAUUCUCUGGCGACAGAAGUGUGGGGUCUCAAAUUCAAGAACCCCAUUGGCAUGGCUGCAGGAUUUGACAAGCAAGGGGAGGCGGUAGAAGGGCUGCAUGACAUCGGUUUUGGUUUUGUCGAGGUCGGCUCUGUCACACCGCAGCCUCAGCCGGGGAACUCCAAGCCUCGAGUGUUCAGGCUGACGGAAAAUCAGGCCAUCAUAAACAGAUAUGGUUUCAAUAGUGACGGUCACGAUGAGGUCUACAAGAGAUUGGAAUCGUUGAAACAAAACAAAACUUUCAAUGGAGUUCUGGGGAUUAAUCUGGGAAAAAAUAAAGAAUCGAGUGAUCCAGUUGAUGAUUACGUCAAAGGGAUAAAACUGUUUGGAGAAAUAGCUGACUACUUGGUCAUAAAUAUAUCAAGCCCUAACACUCCAGGGCUCAGAGACUGGCAGCGCAAGGAACAGCUAGAAGAGUUGUUACGUCAGGUGGUUGCUGCACGGAACUCUCUGCCCGGAACACACAAACCUCCGCUACUGGUGAAGCUUGCGCCAGAUCUCACAGCGAAUGAAAAGAAAGACAUUGCCCAAGUGCUUACAAAACCCGAGUGUGCGGUAGAUGGACUUGUUAUCUCCAACACUACAGUAGGGAGGGAUGGCUUGACGGGGCCUUACAAACAGGAGAGCGGUGGCCUGAGCGGGGCCCCUUUAUCUGGGGCCUCUACGGAGCUCAUAGCAGAGAUGUAUUCUGCCACAAAGGGGAAGAUCCCGAUCAUCGGUGUAGGUGGGGUGUUUUCUGGAGAAGAUGCAUACAAUAAGAUCUUGGCCGGAGCGAGUCUUAUCCAGCUGUAUACUGCUUUCAUCUAUCACGGCCCCCCACGGGUGACACGCAUUAAGAAAGAACUGGACGACCUGUUGCAAAAGGAUGGGUUCAAGUCCGUGUCCGAGGCUGUAGGCAAAGGAGUGAAGUAAAGUUACCAGACGCUGCGCACAAGAUUUGUUGUCUUUGUAAUGCUGCUUGAAUGUUAUUGUAAGAUAAUUUCUCAGGUAAAGGAUGAUUGAUAAGGGUCCAUGAACCAAACUGACAAUCAAUAUAUCAAAUGAAUGCUAUGAUUACCCGUUUCUCACCUCAUCCAGAUAGGUGCAAGUAUUUUGAUAUUCACACAUAACGCUGAAUUCGUUAAAUGUAUAUUUUAGGAAAUACUCAAACUUUUUUGUCCCAAUGGCCAAAGGUAAGUUAAUCGCCAACAAUCCUCCUACAAUACAGUUUAACCUUUGUCUAUUGUUGGUAUAGAAUCAAAAUGGACGUACAGUAUUUGAGUAUAGCUACCAAUAGAGUGUGAUGUAAAUUACUGAAUUAUCGAAUACGCAAACUUUUAAACAAAUUCAAACUGAUAGGAUGACUAUCUCAGUGAGACAAAUUCUGUGAAUGUCUCAUAUUCAACCAUGUUUUUUAAAAAGUUUUAAUUGUUCGAGUAGUCGAGAGGUUAUAGCUCAUGCUUUCAAAUCUGAUAGUCACUGCUUUGAUUCCAAGCAAGAUCGCUACCAGAUCCAGAUGACAUUUGUCAUUGAGAUAUCCAUUAAUGAUACUUUCUAUCAACAGGUUGAGGUUAGUAACAAGACCAGGGUUUUUACCGUUCCCUUGAAAAAAAAUCUAUAAAUGCCACCGAUGUUGAUAGACACAAUAACAAAUAAGCUUGAGCUGGCCUAUAUAGAAGGGUUGUCUAACAGAAUUGCUGAUAAUUACCUGAUUUGGUCUACAAUCUUGGAGUCAAGUGUAUAACUACUACAGAUUACACAGGUGCUUUAUGUUCACAACCAUUGUGCAAAAGACUUAACUAUGCUAAGUCUGGUCAACGACUGGGCAGUUACAGUGUCCUCUCUUCCAGGAGACAGCACUAUAGAUCGAGGGUUUGUGUUCCUUCUAGCUCUGGUUUUAUGUCAACUCAUGACUCGAACGGCAAAGCUUUUAUAGGAGAGGCUCGCCUAAAAUAAACAGUGUACUUGAAGGUGGGGAUACUUGAAAAGGGUGAAGAAUGAAAUCUGGUAUAAGCAAUAGAUACAAUUUUAUUCCAACUUAUUGCAAUGGAUCAUGCUUAUCAAUCAUCCUCUCGUGUUGUGUAAUUAAUGUUUAAAAGGAUCUGUUUUUUAAUAAAAAAAUGUUAU